AGGAGGCAGACCAGAGCAGGGCAGCGGCACGGCUCCCCUUGCCCUCUUUGCUUUGGCCUGGCCUGGCUUGGCUUCCCACGGAAGACAAGUAUCCUUGUCUCUGGCUCCCCCCAUUCUUCCCCACCCCUCUUCUUCACCCUGUGACUCUGAGCAGCAACCUAGCUGCUGUUUCCGUGCGCUUGACCGUCUGUGCGGCGGUGGAGGCGCGGCGAGAGCGGCGGAGGCGGAGGAGAGAUGAGCGUGACCAAGUUCAUCAAGUGCGUCACGGUGGGGGACGGCGCCGUCGGCAAGACCUGCAUGCUCAUCUGCUACACCAGCAACAGGUUCCCCAGUGAUUACAUCCCCACGGUGUUCGACAACUUCAGCGCCAACGUCUCCGUCGACGGCAACAUCGUCAACCUCGGCCUAUGGGACACCGCCGGGCAAGAAGACUACAGCCGGCUGAGGCCGCUGAGCUACAGAGGCGCCGACGUGUUCGUGCUCGCCUUCUCCCUCAUCAGCAGCGCCAGCUACGAGAAUGUUCUUAAGAAGUGGAUGCCAGAGCUCCGCCGGUUCGCGCCGAAUGUCCCCAUUGUUCUUGUUGGGACCAAGCUAGAUCUGCGUGACCACAGAGCCUACCUCGCCGACCACCCCGGUGCUUCAGCAAUCACAACUGCACAGGGUGAAGAACUUAGGAAGCAGAUCGGCGCCGCGGCUUACAUCGAGUGCAGCUCCAAGACACAGCAGAACGUCAAGGCUGUGUUUGACACCGCCAUAAAGGUGGUCCUCCAGCCGCCGAGGAGAAGGGAGGUGAUGUCCGCCAGGAAGAAAACCAGGCGAAGCUCUGGAUGCUCCAUCAAGCACUUGAUCUGCGGGAGUACGUGCGCUGCUUGAAUUAGCACCAUGGAGGCCUGGACUGACUAUGGAGAUGAAGCAUGGUGUAGUAGCAAGUGGAUUUGCUGACAUAGCAAGGGUUUCUUUCUGGUGCAUCUGUUCUGUUUAGCUACUAUGUUGCUGUGUUUUGGUAUCUAUUUCCAAACCUAGAGCGUCAGGCUCUGGGAUCGACUAUUAGGAUUGGUGUAAUCUGUAAUGUUAUGUAAGCAAUGUUCUCUGGAACAGCUAGAUAGAGAGAAGCUAUAAAAGUUUAUGCUCUUAACCAA
This is a messenger RNA of Hordeum vulgare subsp. vulgare (domesticated barley), 1139 nucleotides long. Its product is annotated as rac-like GTP-binding protein 2. Lineage: Eukaryota; Viridiplantae; Streptophyta; Magnoliopsida; Poales; Poaceae. Gene Ontology annotation, biological process: actin filament organization; cortical cytoskeleton organization; small GTPase-mediated signal transduction. Gene Ontology annotation, molecular function: protein kinase binding; GTP binding; GTPase activity. Gene Ontology annotation, cellular component: cytoplasmic vesicle; cell projection; plasma membrane. The record is from RefSeq and is a predicted model, not a curated record. The coding region runs from base 235 to 873 and encodes 212 amino acids. The transcript has 8 exons.